AUGUUAGGGGAAGUGCAACUUCAGCCUCCACCUAUUCAGCAAAACCCUAGUGAUUCCGAUCCUUUACUCGGUCAUAAAGACGAGAUUGAAGCUGAUGAGUCCCCUGGAAGUUCUACCGAGAUUAUGAAUCAGGAAGAUGUUGAAGCUGGGUUACUCCCUUGUUGUCGAAUUUGUCUAGAAACUGAUUCUGAUCCUGAGGAUGAAUUGAUAUCUCCAUGCAUGUGCAAAGGAACCCAGCAGUUUGUCCAUCGUUCAUGUCUUGAUCACUGGCGCUCAGUAAAGGAAGGAUUUGCCUUUUCACACUGCACCACCUGCAAAGCCCAAUUUCAUCUUAGAGUUGAAACGUUUGAGGACAACUCUUGGCGUAAAAUAAAGUUCAGACUUUUUGUAGCAAGGGAUGUUUUUCUUGUUUUCCUGGCCAUACAAACUGUGAUUGCUGCUAUUGGUGGCUUCGCGUACAUCAUGGACAAAGAUGGGAACUUCAGGAACUCUUUUGAUGAUGGGUGGGAUAGGAUACUGUCAAAGCAUCCGAUACCAUUUUAUUAUUGUAUUGGAGUGGUGGCUUUCUUUGUACUUAUUGGAUUUUUUGGCCUCAUACUUCAUUGCUCUUCCCUCAAUAGCAAUGACCCCAGAAUGGCCGGUUGUCAAAACUGUUGUUACGGAUGGGGCAUAUUGGAUUGCUUUCCCGCAUCAAUGGAGGCAUGCUUUGCCCUUGUGGUUGUUUUUGUUGUCAUCUUUGCAAUUCUAGGUGUAGCUUAUGGUUUUCUUGCAGCCACCAUGGGAAUUCAGAGAAUUUGGCAGAGGCAUUACCAUAUCCUAACCAAGAGGGAGCUUACAAAGGAAUACGUAGUAGAAGAUCUACAGGGCUGUUACGUCCCACCCAAGUUAGACCCAGAACAUGAAAGUCGCCUGAAAAUGCUUAAGCUUUUGUGA
This is a messenger RNA of Lathyrus sativus (Indian pea), 933 nucleotides long. The record is from the annotation of a GenBank genome assembly. Lineage: Eukaryota; Viridiplantae; Streptophyta; Magnoliopsida; Fabales; Fabaceae.